Messenger RNA from Cannabis sativa, 2030 nucleotides. RefSeq lists its product as uncharacterized. The record is from RefSeq and is a predicted model, not a curated record. Lineage: Eukaryota; Viridiplantae; Streptophyta; Magnoliopsida; Rosales; Cannabaceae. The transcript has 10 exons. Gene Ontology annotation, biological process: protein ubiquitination. Bases 203 to 1789 code for a protein of 528 amino acids. Gene Ontology annotation, cellular component: Cul4A-RING E3 ubiquitin ligase complex.
UUGUUCUGAAAAAAAAAAAUCAUUACCCUGUUGAUCUGUAAUAGCUAACAGAAAUAUUAUAUGGGUAAAUAAUAAGCGUGUUUGAUUUUAGGGUGGGACUGGGACUGGGAGUCGGAGACUGUCUCAGCUGAAAAUUUUGCGGCGGAGGCGUAAUGUCCCCAUUGCCAUGCCGGUAACCUUUCCCUGUAAAACCCUAACGUGAAUGGCGGACGAAAACAUAAGCGAGCGAGAGAGACACCAGAUCGAGCAGAUUUUGGAGCUCGAUCUCGAGGAGUUGCUCGUCGAAGAGGUCGAUGACCUUCACGAUUCAUCCGACGAAGAUCGUCACGCUAUUGGUCGAGGUUAUGAUGGCGCUGUCACAUCUGGUGGGUUCACCUUUAAUACAUGUUUGGCUUCGUUACACACAUAUCUUGGCGAUGUCGAAGACACACACAAUAGGGUUGCCUUUUUGGAGGGUGGUGCUAUCUUUAACCUUCCAAUCUUCUAUCUUGAAGGAGUCGUUUUGUUCCCUGAAGCAACCCUUCCUCUCAGAGUUAUUGAAGGCAAUUUUGUAGCUGCUAUUGAGAGAGCUUUAACACAAGUUGAUGUACCCUUUACAAUUGGUGUGGUAAGAGCUAACAGAAAUCGUGAUACUGGAAGAACAAAGUUUUCAACUGUUGGGACUACUGCAGAGAUUCGACAGUACCGGAGAUUAGAGGAUGGUUCAUUGAAUGUUGUCACUCGUGGGCAGCGCAGAUUCCGUUUGAGACGCCGUUUCAUAGAUUCAGAAGGAGUGCCUUGUGGUGAAAUCCAAAUCAUUGAGGAAGACUUACCAUUGAGGACCCCACGGGAUGCUUUGGGAGAUCGACUGCCAUUAAAUGCUUCUCAUGUUAAGCUGGACAGAUCUAUGGAUGGUGAGGGUUCAGAGGAGAAUUCUGAUGAAAGCUUUGAAAGUUCCCUGUCACUGACAGAAAGGAGAAUCCACCAGUCUGCAAUUAUUUCUUCUUCUAUAUAUGACUCAAUGGAUGAAUCAUCCAGUAGCGAUGAUGACAAGUCAGACCUUCAACUUCAAAGAGCUGAUCACAACUCUGAUUCUAGUGAGUCAUUACAUUCAGAACCUGAGAAUGGAGAUUCUGGCUUGGGAAAAAUUUCCAUGUUAAGAACACAUUCACAGAGACAGGAACAACACAUUAGUUGUUUGAGAAAUAGCAACGUUAAUCAGUUGCGGAGAGUUCCAAGAACAUUCUGGCCAUUUUGGGUUUAUCGCAUGUAUGAUUCUUAUUGUCUUGCUCAAAAGGCUUCAGAUAUGUGGAAACAAAUAGUUGGAGCACCAAGUCUGGAAGGCCUCGUGAAGAAGCCUGAUCUUUUGUCAUUUUACAUUGGGAGUAAAAUUCCAGUGUCUGAAUCUACAAGGCAAGAGCUUUUGGAGAUUGAUGGCAUAUCAUAUAGGCUGCGCCGGGAAAUUGAGCUACUUGAGAGUGUUAAUCUCAUUAGAUGUAGAAACUGUCAGACUGUAAUUGCAAGGCGAAGUGAUAUGCUGGUGAUGUCUAGUGAUGGUCCUCUUGGUGCUUAUGUAAAUCCACAUGGUUUUGUGCAUGAGGUCAUUACUCUCUACAGAGCAAAUGACUUGGCACUUAUGGGACCGGCAGUGAGAGAAUACAGUUGGUUUCCUGGGUAUGCAUGGACAAUAACAAACUGUGCUUCUUGUGAAACCCAGAUGGGGUGGCUCUUUACAGCGACAAACAAGAAUUUGAAGCCUAGGCUGUUUUGGGGUAUUCGAAGUUCCCAAGUUUCUGAUAAUAUGCGAUAAUCCAUUUUGUGAAUGAUAUCUGAAUGUAUAUCUACUUUUGUGAAUACACCCUUGUUUAGCAAUUAGCAUUCAACAUUGAAAUUGUGCUCAUAUACAAUAGAGUUUUAAACAGUAAUCAUCAAGCGGACGUACUUGGGAUAGAAUUUUAGCCAUGCUAAUCCUUUGACGUUAGAACUUCAGAUAAAUAACACUUUAACAUGUAAUUCUUUUUCAUUUGUUUAUCUAGUGAAUAUUCUUCGAA